Molecule: messenger RNA, 969 nt
Organism: Pyrus x bretschneideri (Chinese white pear)
Lineage: Eukaryota; Viridiplantae; Streptophyta; Magnoliopsida; Rosales; Rosaceae
Product: protein THYLAKOID ASSEMBLY 8-like, chloroplastic
Exons: 2
Coding region: 124-876 (250 amino acids)
Biological process (GO): Group II intron splicing; chloroplast organization
Molecular function (GO): RNA binding; protein binding
Source: RefSeq, a predicted model, not a curated record
UCAUACUAUUGUUGCCGAAUGCACGGUCAAUGCGCACUAGCAUUUAUCCUUCACUAGUCACUGGUACUCUGUCCAUCGUCUUCCCAAAACAGACUGGUUUUUGCCACCAAAAACACCAACAAAAUGGGACCUUCUUCCACAACUCAAUCCCUCACUCUUUUCACCUCCCUCCCCAAAACCCUAAUCCUCUCCCCAGAGUCCCACUCUUCAUCCCUGCAACUCUCAAAUCCCAAGAGACUGAAAUCCACCAUUACAAUGAGAGACAGAAGCAACAACCCACGGCCGUUGCAGAAGGGGAGGUUCCUCAGCAUCGAAGCCAUCCAGACCGUGCAGGCAUUGAAGAGGGCGCAGAAAGAUCAGAGCAUUUUGAGCCAAGUUUUCGAUUCCAAGUUCCGGCGGUUGUUGAAGCUCGAUAUGAUGGCUGUCCUCCGCGACCUCCUCCGCCAGAACGAGUGCAUCUUGGCCCUCAAGGUCUUUGAAGACAUUCGAAAGGAACAUUGGUACAGGCCACAGGUUUCAUUGUAUUCCGAUAUAAUUAGAGUAAUGGCUAGCAAUGGAUUGUUUGAACAAGUUGAACUUCUUUGCUUGUGCUUGAAAAAGGAAACUAAUUUACAGCCUGAAAUUGAGGCAUUUAAUGCUCUAAUGACAACAUUGAUAAGUUUUAACCUCCCUAAACUUGCAAUCGACUGUUAUUACUUGAUGAAAGAGGUGGGGUGUGAACCUGAUAGGUCAUCCUUUAGAAUACUUGUUAAUGGUCUAGAGUCGAUGGGAGAGACAGGUCGUUCGGGUAUUGUAAGGCAGGAUGCUCAAAAGAUUUACAGGGAAUCUCUGGAGUUUCUAGAGGAGAAUGAAGAAAUGGAAGUGAGCCAUCAGUGAGUGUUGGAUAGAUCAUAUGAUAUCUGAUGUAAGGAAACAUGUAAGAAACUCUAACCGUUGUGGAUAAAAAAAAAAAAAAAGAAUUUGAUAUCA